AGGACCGGCGGGGCCGCGCGGCGCAUCCUGCGGGCGGCGGCGGGCGGCCGGGCGCAAGAUGAUGAAGUUUCGGUUCCGCAGGCAGGGCGCCGACCCGCAGCGCGAGAAGCUCAAGCAGGAGCUCUUCGCCUUCCACAAGACCGUGGAGCAUGGCUUCCCCAACCAGCCCAGCGCCCUGGCCUUCGAUCCAGAGCUCCGCAUCAUGGCCAUUGGCACCAGGUCUGGGGCCGUCAAGAUCUAUGGAGCCCCCGGCGUGGAGUUCACAGGCCUGCACCGAGACGCGGCCACGGUCACCCAGAUGCACUUCCUGCCUGGCCAGGGCCGCCUCCUCACCCUGCUGGACGACAGCAGCCUGCACCUCUGGGAGAUCGUUCACCGUAACGGCUGCGCCCACCUGGAGGAAGCCCUCAGCUUCCAGCCGCCCACUCGGCCGGGCUUUGACGGUGCCAGUGGCCCCCCCAGCCUUGCCCGCAUCACAGUGGUCCUGCUGGUGGGUGCUGGGGACGUGGCGGCCCUGGGCACCGAGGGCGGAAGUGUCUUCUUCUUGGAUGUUCCCACCCUGACGCUGCUUGAGGGGCAGACCCUUGGUCCGGACGAGGUUCUGCGAAGUGUGCCCGACGACUACCGGUGCGGGAAGGCGCUGGGCCCUGUGGAGUCACUCCAGGGUCACCCGCGGGCCCCCAGCAAGAUCGUCAUUGGCUACAGCCGCGGCCUGCUGGUCGUCUGGAACCAGGCCGCGCGGUGUGCCGACCGCGUCUUCCUGGGGAACCAGCAGCUGGAGAGCGUGUGCUGGGAGCGCAGCGGCCGCACACUCGUCAGCUCGCACAGUGACGGCAGCUACGCCAUCUGGUCUGUGGACGCCGGCAGCUCCCCGACGGCACAGCCCACCGCGGCCACCACGCCCUACGGCCCCUUCCCCUGCAAAGCCAUCAACAAGAUCCUCUGGCGGAACUGUGCCUCUGGCGAGCCCCUUGUCGUCUUCAGCGGCGGCAUGCCCCGCGCCAGCUACGGCGACCGCCACUGCGUGAGCGUGCUGCAGGCCGCGAGCCUGGUCACGCUGGACUUCACCUCCCGCGUCAUCGACUUCUUCACGGUGCACAGCGCGCGGCCCGAGGACGAUUUCGACGAGCCGCAGGCCCUGGCCGUGCUGCUGGAGGAGGAGCUGGUGGUGCUGGACCUGCAGACGCCCGGCUGGCCGGCCGUGCCCGCCCCCUACCUGGCCCCUCUGCACUCGUCCGCCAUCACCUGCUCGGCCCACGUCGCCAACGUCCCCGCUAAGCUCUGGGCCCGCCUGGUGAGCGCCGGCGAGCAGCAGAGCCCCCAGCCGGCCUCCGCCGUCUCGAGCUGGCCUAUCACCGGGGGCCGCAACCUGGCCCAGGAGCCGUCGCAGCGAGGGCUGCUGCUGACCGGCCACGAGGAUGGCACUGUGCGGUUCUGGGACGCCUCCGGCGUGGCCCUGCGGCCCCUCUACAGGCUGAGUACAGCCGGCCUCUUCCAGACGGACUGUGAGCACGCCGACAGCCUGGCCCAGGCCGCCGAGGACGACUGGCCGCCCUUCCGCAAGGUGGGCUGCUUCGACCCCUACAGCGACGAUCCCCGGCUCGGCGUGCAGAAGGUGGCGCUCUGUAAAUACACGGCCCAGAUGGCGGUGGCUGGCACAGCAGGCCAGGUGCUAGUGCUGGAGUUAAGCGACGUGCCAUCGGAGCAGGCGGUCGGUGUGGCCAGCGUGGACCUCCUCCAGGACCGCGAGGGCUUCACGUGGAAGGGCCACGAGCGGCUGAUCCCCCGUGCGGGGCCGCUGCCCUGGCCGGCCGGCUUCCAGCCCCGCGUGCUGGUGCAGUGCCUGCCACCGGCCGCCGUCACGGCCGUCACGCUCCACGCCGAGUGGGGCCUGGUGGCCUUCGGCACCAGUCACGGCUUUGGCCUGUUCGACUACCGGCGCUUGAGCCCCGUGCUGGCCAGGUGCACCCUGCACCCCAGUGACUCUCUGGCCAUGGAGGGGCCGUUGUCCCGGGUGAAGUCGCUCAAGAAGUCGCUGCGCCAGUCCUUCCGGCGCAUCCGCAAGAGCCGGGUCUCGGGCAAGAAGCGCGCCGUUGCCGCGGGCAGCAAGUUGCAGGAGGCCAACGCACAGCUGGCGGAGCAGGCCGGCCCCCACGACGUGGAGGUGACGCCCGUGCAGCGCCGUAUCGAGCCCCGCUCGGCCGACGACUCCCUCUCGGGCGUCGUGCGCUGCCUGUACUUCGCCGACACCUUCCUCCGAGACGCGGCCCACCAUGGCCCCACCAUGUGGGCGGGCACCAACUCGGGCUCCGUGUUCGCCUACGCGCUGGAGGUGCCAACGGCAGCAGCGGGCACCGAGAAGCGGCCCGAGCGGGCAGUGGAGGCCGUGCUGGGCAAGGAGGUGCAGCUGAUGCACCGGGCCCCCGUGGUGGCCAUUGCCGUGCUGGACGGACGCGGCCGCCCGCUGCCGGAGCCCUAUGAGGCCUCGCGGGACCUGGCACAGGCGCCCGACAUGCAGGGCGGCCACGCCGUGCUCAUCGCAUCCGAGGAGCAGUUCAAGGUGUUCACGCUGCCCAAGGUGAGCGCCAAGACCAAGUUCAAGCUGACGGCCCACGAGGGCUGCCGCGUACGCAAGGUGGCCUUGGUCACGUUCGCCAGCGCCGCCUGCGAGGACUACGCGGAGACCUGCCUGGCCUGCCUGACCAACCUGGGCGACGUGCACGUGUUCUCUGUGCCCGGCCUGCGGCCCCAGGUGCACUACUCCUGCAUCCGCAAGGAGGACAUCAGCGGCAUCGCCUCUUGCGUCUUCACACGCCACGGCCAGGGUGAGGCGGCGGCUCCCGGGCCGGGCCGGGCUGGGCAGGCCGGGGACCCUGUGGUCCUCGUGGCCCCUCACCGCGCCCUCUGCUCCCCUCUCCGCCGCCCAGGGUUUUACCUCAUUUCCCCGUCGGAGUUUGAGCGCUUCUCCCUGAGCGCCCGCAACGUCACCGAGCCGCUCUGCUCUCUGGAUAUCAGCCGGCCCCGCGAUGCCACGCCUGCCAGCCACAGGCUCCGAGAGUCACCCAAGCUGAACCAGGCCAACGGGACCCCGGGCCUCGUCCUGGCCCCCCAGAGCUGUGACGGGAGCCCCGACCCCGCGCGAAGCAAGGGAGCUGACACCCCCGAGCCGCCCGAGGCCGCGCUCUCGCCCACGUCUGUCGACUCGGCCACCAGCGCCGACACCACGUUGGACACGACGGGGGACGUCACGGUGGAGGACGUGAAGGAUUUUCUGGGCUCUCCGGAGGAGUCCGAGAAGAAUCUGCGGAACCUGUCGGAAGACGAGGCUCGGGCCUGCGCCAUCCUGAUCAAGUGAAGUGCUGCAGGACGGCCAGGGCCGCCAGGCCACCCACCCCCUGCGCUGCUCAGCGCUGGAGGCCGGGACCCCGGGCCUUCCAGACCUGCACCUGCAACCUUGGGUUCCGGCAGGACCUGCCCAGCCUGGCCUGAGCUUCAGGGCCAUUCAGACCGGCCCUUCCUGCAGGUGGCGGCGACUCGGGAGGGCAGCGCCCCCGCCCCCACCCCCCCUCUCUUGCAGAGUAUUUUUCUAAUGCCUGUGCUGGGCGCUGCAGUCAUUUCUAAAACUAUUUUGGUACUUGCUCCUGGGCCAGCUGCCCCCUCCCCCCCAGCCUGUGCAAGUGUGUGUAUGCACGUGCGUGUGUAUGAGAGACGGAGCGUUCCACUGGGUCCCCAGGACUGGGGCCCAGCCCGGUGCAGGGGUAGGGGUGUGUGUGUGGGGGUGUGUGUGUGUGUGUGUGUGUUUCAGUGGGGGAGGGGUGGUCAGGAUGGGUUUCCCUGUAGAUUGUACCCUGGGUUUUUUUUGGCCUUUUGUUAAAAUUAGUGGUUUUAAUAUUA
Molecule: messenger RNA, 3894 nt
Organism: Phacochoerus africanus (Common warthog)
Lineage: Eukaryota; Metazoa; Chordata; Mammalia; Artiodactyla; Suidae
Gene: LLGL1
Product: LLGL scribble cell polarity complex component 1
Exons: 22
Coding region: 59-3355 (1098 amino acids)
Biological process (GO): regulation of Notch signaling pathway; establishment of spindle orientation; regulation of establishment or maintenance of cell polarity
Cellular component (GO): plasma membrane; cortical actin cytoskeleton; cytoplasm
Molecular function (GO): myosin II binding; GTPase activator activity
Source: RefSeq, a predicted model, not a curated record